GCUGCUUCUGCGUAAUUAUCCCCUAACAAAGUACUUAUAGCUCGCCGCUGGAACUCGCUGUUGACCAGCGCCGGCCCUCCUCGUCCCCGCUUCCCACUAGUUCUUUUCAUGAUGAGGUUGCCGCCGCGCACGCUCCUCUGUGCUCUCGGUCUCUCCGUCGUCGACUUGGUUCACGGCUUGCCGCUGGAUUUCCCCUACCACGCACUAUCGCUCCGGCAGCCCUCAGGCAGUACUCUGCAUCCGUCCCCAUCAUCUGGUCUAACCGUCUCCCACGGCAAGAGGGAUCUCGAAGAACGUCAAGACUCUGGUGGACUGCCCUCCCCCCUCUGCUUCCCCGCUCUUGGUUUCCCAAAGCCCCUGGUGCCGCCACUCGACAACACGCACUGGUGGUGCGACCCCUCGACUGAAUACGCGUUUGUGGGUUUUAGCUACGAAGUGACUGACUGCCAGAGCCGGGAACGCCUCAUUGAAGAGUUCCGCGACAUACGUUACCAUUUUAACUCUCGAUACGUCCGUCUAUACGGCGCCUGCGACCGGGAAGGCUUCUACGAUGACAUCGUCGCAGCAGCAUGGGAGAAUUCCUUGGGCGUGCACGCCCUCGUCUGGUUCGGCUUCGACGGCUCCGACAUCUGGAUCUCGCGCCGCGACGCGCUCUUCGCGUCACUGCACGCGAACCCGCUCGCCAAGUUCGUCACGCGCGGCGUGCAGUUCGGCUCCGAGCCGCUGUACGACAACGUCCUGCCGCACCAGCAGCUCGCCGAGCAGGUGCUCCUCGCGAAGGCGAACCUCAGCAGCCUGAAUAUCCCGGUGACAGUCAGCGAGCUCGCGUACGGGUACCAGGAGCGCGGGGGCGCGCAGGACGUGUUGGACGCCGUGGAUUUUAUUAAUAUACAUAUGUUGCCGUUCUUUUCGCAGAAUGCUAGUACAGCGAAAAAUGCGUGGCCGUUGGUGAUGAACGACCUUAACUGGUUUAUCAAGCAUGGCGAUGGCAAGAAGAUGUACUUUGAUGAGAACGGCUGGCCGUCGGUGACGUCCCCCGGUGUGCAGCCAAACAGCCCGAACGCCGUCGCCGACGUCAAGAACGAGCACGAUUAUUACGUGCUCCUCGACCAGCACUGCGAAGACCUCAAAGCCGUCGAGGGCGGCGGGAUCGGCUGGUUCGCGCACAUCUACUCGGACUACAUGGAGCCCGGGUACGGCAUCUACAAUAGCUCCAUGCGCAUGAAGUUCCCGUUCCAGCCGCGGACGGCGUGCUAGCUUGGGUUUCGCUGGUCAGCUUAAUUCGGGAUAGAGGGGUUUGGGUUUCCUCCGUUGCGCUUCUAACAUAGACCUUCAUUAGUCCUCGUACAUAUAUCGCCUCCGCCUUCUGCAUGGGCGGGCAUACACUCGUUUAGUCGACCGCUCGUAAUUUGCAUACGUACAUGUGUAUUUGUAACCGCAGUAGCAGUGUCUUGAAUAGCAAAUACCAAAAGGUUGUUUUCGUGUCCUC
Messenger RNA from Gloeophyllum trabeum ATCC 11539, 1489 nucleotides. RefSeq lists its product as uncharacterized. The coding region runs from base 109 to 1257 and encodes 382 amino acids. The record is from RefSeq and is a predicted model, not a curated record. The transcript has 7 exons. Lineage: Eukaryota; Fungi; Basidiomycota; Agaricomycetes; Gloeophyllales; Gloeophyllaceae.